Linderina pennispora is the source of this 839-nucleotide messenger RNA. RefSeq lists its product as uncharacterized. Gene Ontology annotation, biological process: nuclear-transcribed mRNA catabolic process, nonsense-mediated decay. NCBI's taxonomy places the organism in Eukaryota, Fungi, Kickxellomycota, Kickxellomycetes, Kickxellales, Kickxellaceae. Gene Ontology annotation, cellular component: cytoplasm. The record is from RefSeq and is a predicted model, not a curated record. Gene Ontology annotation, molecular function: ATP binding; RNA helicase activity; RNA binding. The annotation marks the transcript as partial. The transcript has a single exon.
AUGCAGGCGCAAUUUCCACCGACGUUGGCGACACAGAGAGCAUUGAAGAGCUGCAGUUCUCACAGCUCUCGCUGGGCGAUGCACACAGCCAAGUGUACAGCAGCGUCGGAAUCCGAUCAAGAGGAAGAGCCGGGCAAGCAGCCCGAUCACGCGUGCUCGUACUGCGGGAUCCACAACGAAAACAGCGUGGCCAAAUGCCUGUCGUGCAAGCGGUGGUUCUGCAACUCGACAGGGAAUUCAUCGAGCGCGCAUAUAAUCUGGCACUUGGUGAGCGCCCACCACAAGGAGGUGCAGCUGCAUCCAGACAGCCCGCUGGGCGACCAGACGCUCGAAUGCUACAACUGUGGUGUGCGCAAUGUGUUCUCGCUGGGCUUUAUCCCGGCAAAGAGCGACACAGUGGUGGUGAUUCUGUGCCGCCCGUGCGCAUCGGCGCCCUCGUCCAAGGACGCGCUGUGGGACCCAAGCCAGUGGCAGACGCUGAUCCACGACAGGAAGUUUGUAAGCUGGCUCAUCAAAGUGCCCUCAACCAAGGAGCAGAUUGCAGCAAAGGCAGUGUCGGCCCAGCAAAUCCGCCAUCUGGAGGAUGUCUGGACUGGCAAUUCGUCAGCAACGCUGGGCAGCGCCGAUGCGGACGAUGCGGAUGUGCAAAAGGUCUUGCUCAGAUACGAGGACGCCUACCAGUACCAGAAUAUAUUUGGCCCGCUGGUCAAGAUCGAAGCCGACUACGACAGGCGCGCCAAGGAGGCGCAGACGGAAGACGGCAUUGCGGUGCGCUGGGCGGACGGGUUGAACCGUCGCAACUGGCGUACUUUCAGCUGCCAAAGUACGAGCUUGGUGAG